Gracilinanus agilis (Agile Gracile Mouse Opossum) is the source of this 1421-nucleotide messenger RNA. It is a transcript of the gene ARL4D, whose product is annotated as ADP ribosylation factor like GTPase 4D. Gene Ontology annotation, cellular component: cytoplasm. The transcript is spliced from 2 exons. The coding region runs from base 203 to 814 and encodes 203 amino acids. NCBI's taxonomy places the organism in Eukaryota, Metazoa, Chordata, Mammalia, Didelphimorphia, Didelphidae. The record is from RefSeq and is a predicted model, not a curated record. Gene Ontology annotation, molecular function: GTP binding; GTPase activity. Gene Ontology annotation, biological process: vesicle-mediated transport; intracellular protein transport.
GCAGCCGCCACCUAGAGCGUGAGGCAAUCGACGGAUCCACAGACCCAGACCUAGGCUAGGAGAGAGCGGUUCACUGGAGCUGGCGGAAGAUAACCCACUUCUCACGUCUUAAUGUCUUGCUAAGGAACUUCCUCUGCAGCACGGACCUGAGUCAGUGAGAAAUAAGAAACAAGCUGCCUUAGGGGGAGGUCACAGUCAUACCAUGGGAAACCACCUCACAGAGAUGGCACCCAAUGCCUCCGUAUUCCUGCCUCACUUCCAAGCCUUACACGUGGUGGUCAUUGGACUGGACUCAGCAGGAAAGACUUCUUUACUGUACAGGCUCAAAUUCAAGGAAUUCGUCCAGAGUGUACCCACCAAGGGCUUCAAUACAGAGAAGAUCCGGAUGCCUCUUGGAGGAUCUCGGGCCAUCACCUUCCAGGUGUGGGAUGUAGGGGGGCAGGAGAAGCUACGGCCACUGUGGCGUUCCUACACGCGGCGGACUGAUGGGAUGGUGUUUGUAGUGGAUGCCACGGAGGCAGAGAGGUUGGAGGAGGCCAAGAUAGAACUCCACCGGAUCAGCCGGGCCUCGGACAACCAAGGGGUGCCUGUGUUGGUACUGGCCAACAAGCAGGACCGGCCUGGGGCUUUAAGCCCUGCAGAAGUGGAGAAGCGGCUAGCCGUCAAAGAGCUGGCCACUGCCACCCUCACCUAUGUCCAGGGCUGCAGUGCAGUGGAUGGACUGGGGCUGCAACCGGGACUGGAGAGACUUUAUGAGAUGAUUCUCAAACGAAAGAAGGUGUCUUGGGCUGGAACUGGGAGAAAGAGGUGGUGAAGCCAGAGACUUAUGAUGACCCCACCGAUUCCAGGACACUGGGGACCACUGUGUGUCCCUUUGCCCUUCUCACUUAUGAAGGACCAGGAGCUCCCAGCCUCCGUGAAAAAAUAGGAGCAUUGGAAAAGAAUCUUUUUUGUACUUCCUUUUUGAUGCCUUCUGAGAAGUUAGGAUUUCAUAACAUCACAUUCCCUACUCAAUCUCCCACUUAAGUGAAGUGGAGGCCUGAUGGAGCUGUGGACUCAGAAUUUAAAUGUGACUCUACCUCAUCCCUGCUUCCUACCUUUUCCCUUCUGGGUUUGAAAAAAUCAAGAUGGUUUUGUGUGGAAGGGGUGGUUUGGAAAAUGGACACAAGGUCGAACUUGAACCCCUCUCCUGAAAUUAGGGUUUGUUUUCUAAGGACUUCAGAUCACAAUAAAUAGUUUCUAUUUUUUUUUUGUACAUGUGAAAUGAAAUUCUCAAGGGAAACUCCCCUCUUACCCUAUGCUCCCCCACACCUUUUUAAAGCCAUGUCUGUUCCUGUAUUAUUAAUAACAGUAAUUUUUUAAAAGGAUUUAUCUGUAUUAAUUUAUUAAAAUAGUAAAACUAUGGUCUUGGUAGACUGGUA